UUCAAUCCAAUCAUCCGCCCCCUCUUCACACAUCGCACAAUGGCUUCAGCUGCUGCCAAACGUCUCGCCGGCAAGACCAUCCUUGUCACUGGUGCCUCCUCCGGCAUCGGACGUUCCACUGCUCUCGAGUUUGCCCGAACUGCGCCCAAGAAUGACCUACGUCUCAUUCUCACUGCGCGCCGUGUUGACUCCCUCAAGGAGCUUGCCGAGAAGAUCAAGAGCGAAGUCGGUGAUGGCGUUCAGGUCCUUCCGUUCAAGCUUGAUGUUAGCAACCCUGCCGAAGUGAAGGGUAUCGUAAACAACUUGCCCGAAGAGUGGAGGAACAUCGAUGUUCUUGUUAACAAUGCAGGCCUUGUCAAGGGCGUGGCUCGGGCUCCAGAAAUCGCUGAGGAGGAUAUCAACAUCAUGUUCCAGACAAAUGUCACCGGUCUUAUCAACAUGACCCAGGCCAUCCUCCCUAUCUUCCUUGCCCGACCUGACGGCGGCCAUGGCGACAUCAUCAAUGUGGGUUCUAUCGCUGGUCGAGAACCCUACCCUGGCGGUGGUAUUUACUGCGCCACCAAGGCUGCUGUCCGCAGCUUCACUGAGAGCUUGCGAAAGGAGCUCAUUGCCAGCCGCGUUCGUGUCAUUGAGAUUGACCCCGGCCAAGUUGAGACUGAGUUCUCCGUGGUGCGAUUCUAUGGUGACAAGUCAAAGGCCGAUGCAGUCUAUGCUGGGUGCGAACCUCUUACACCCGAAGACAUUGCUGAGGUCGUCGUGUUUACGGCCACCCGUCGGGAGAACGUUGUUAUUGCUGAUACACUAGUUUUCCCCAGUCAUCAGGCUGGUGCCGGUUCCAUGCAUCGAAAGGGGGCAUAGAUUGUUGAGUAGAAGUCGAUAAACAAGCAUGUGUUACGUUACUUUUUGAGAUAUGUGCAGGUGAAAUAAUCUUGAAUUGAAUUGACCGCGAGUUGACGCGUAGCUACCAGCUAUAGGCAAUGACUAACAAUGGCACCUAAAGGAAUACAUUACGGAAUGUUCGGAAAUUUCUCUUGCCCAUAACUCAUCUGCCCCCGAAGAGACAGCAGACCAAUUGAUCCUGAGUCACAGGCCUUCUAAGACCGAAGAAUUUGAUAUACCAACGUUCCGUUAAGAACCCAUUCUGAGAUGAAUCGGGCUCCUGCCGUCAACAAGUGACAGCACCGCUGGGU
Messenger RNA from Fusarium graminearum PH-1, 1190 nucleotides. RefSeq lists its product as uncharacterized. Gene Ontology annotation, cellular component: cytosol. The transcript has 5 exons. NCBI's taxonomy places the organism in Eukaryota, Fungi, Ascomycota, Sordariomycetes, Hypocreales, Nectriaceae. Gene Ontology annotation, molecular function: oxidoreductase activity. The coding region runs from base 40 to 858 and encodes 272 amino acids. The record is from RefSeq and is a predicted model, not a curated record.